Periconia digitata is the source of this 691-nucleotide messenger RNA. NCBI's taxonomy places the organism in Eukaryota, Fungi, Ascomycota, Dothideomycetes, Pleosporales, Periconiaceae. The record is from the annotation of a GenBank genome assembly.
UCCUUCUUCCAGAUGCUUGUUCUGUGAUGACGUUCUUUAGUUUUGCUGCUUGUGAUAGUGGACAGGACAGAAUCCUUCAAGCGCCAUAUGGGAGCUCAGUGUCGUCCUCGACAGACCAAUACGAUCGCGGAGCCAACUCGGAUGCUUUCAGAAUAUUCCAAUUUAUGGUAGCAAUCGCAUUUCAGAUAGAGAGUAUUCCACAUACGAACGGAGCACUUCUCGUAGUCUCUCGGAUUCAACGUUGCAAUAUAGCAACUAAUCCUCCGAGGGAACUUACCAAGGCACAAGACCAAGCAUAACUCCGUAGGAUUCUUUGCUUACCGUGCAACUGUGUCCAUGUCUCUGAAAGAUUGAAACACUACCAUAUAUACUCAAGGUUUGGCCUGUAAUGCCCUUCAACAUCUAGAUCGCCAACAACAGCACGAAGAAAUGAGAUACUCUAAUCCUGGCGCCCAUUCAAGUUGACAUAUAGCGGGCGUAAUCUGUGGUAUUUUUCUCCAUCACUGCAGCCACUUUCAGUAGGAGCUCAGCACGAUGGGCGGAGAGAUUUGGUUGCCCUAUUUUACAUCACUCCGUUGUAAUUGAAUCUUCCAUUUUGUACUCGAGUGCCAUGGAAGUGGUAGACUGCACUAGUGGCCUAUCGUCGAGACUUAUCUUUUUUUCAACUUCCAGCAUGUGCAAAGAGGCGCAU